Trifolium pratense (red clover) is the source of this 1547-nucleotide messenger RNA. Its product is annotated as LRR receptor-like serine/threonine-protein kinase IOS1. NCBI's taxonomy places the organism in Eukaryota, Viridiplantae, Streptophyta, Magnoliopsida, Fabales, Fabaceae. The transcript is spliced from 4 exons. The record is from RefSeq and is a predicted model, not a curated record. The coding region runs from base 34 to 1140 and encodes 368 amino acids.
GAUAAUCACUUAUCAUUAAUUGUUUUGAUACUAAUGAAGAAAACAAUGAUGGGAACGCUACUGCAUUUUCUUUCGGUAUUGCUUGGCGUCCUUUCUAUUUUGGUUUUAGUACAAGCUCAGGAUCAAUCAGGAUUUAUCAGCAUAGCUUGUGGUCUACCUGAACAUUUGAACUUUUCUAGCAACAGUACAACUAUAAAUUACAUUUCAGAUGCCAAUUUCAUAGAUACAGGUGUAAGUAACAGGAUUCAACCUAUAGGCAAUAAUAUCACUGUUCUACAGCAACUAGAAUAUGUGAGGAGUUUUCCUAAUGGAGUGAAAAAUUGUUACAAAAUAAAUGUAACAAAUGGUACUAAAUAUUUAAUCAGAGCAUCUUUCUUUUAUGGUAACUAUGAUAAUCUAAAUGAACCCCCACAAUUUGAUCUUCAUUUUGGAGCUAAUGUGUGGGAUACAAUAAAUGCAUCACUCUACAGAACAAGGGAGAUCAUUUACACUCCAUCACAAGAUUACAUACAACCAUGUCUUGUUAAUACAGGAAAUGGAACUCCGUUCAUUUCAACUAUCGAAUUGAGGCCUUUGAACAAUACAAUAUAUGUCACAGACUCACCUAAAUCAGUAUUAUCGCGCUUCUUACGAUUGGAUAUAGGUUCCAUCACAAACUUACAGUACAGGUACAAAGAUGAUGUGUAUGACCGCAUUUGGGCACCUUUUCAGUGGGAUGGGAAGAAAAAUUUAAGCACCAAUAAUGAUCUAUUACUUCAAAAUAAUCAUAAACCACCAUCAAUUGUGAUGAGCACUGCUGUUACAUCAGUAAAUGCCAGUGCCCCUUUACAAUUUUAUUGGGAUGCAGAUGAUGUAAAUGAUCAAUACUACCUUUACCUAUACUUUAAUGAGGUUGAAGAGCUCGCCGCAAGUGAAACUAGAGCGUUCAAUAUCACAGUGAAUGAAAAAUUUUGGUAUGGUCCUGUGAUACCUACAUACCGGGCAGCAUAUACCGUAUAUAGUAAUAGUGCAACACCUUUGACCGGAGCCGCAAGGUAUCAAGUUAGCCUUUCUAAGACAGAGAAUUCAAGCCUUCCACCCAUUCUCAAUGCUGUUGAGAUUUAUAAAAUAAAAGACUUCUCAGAAUCAGAAACUGCAUAGGAUAAUGCUGUUUGAAGGUGGUUCCUCUGCUAUUAUGUUUUCUGUGUCAGUUUGUAUAUAUGUUUGUGAUUCUGCUUGUCCUUGUCAUAUGGAAGGGAUCAACAGCAGUGGUGGAAGAUUACUAAAAUUGGUGUGGAGAGGUUCCCUUGUCUUGUGCUAUCUGUCUUUGGGUUUGGAAGUAGUUGAUUGAUUUUGGGUGGUCUCUUGUAAUUGUUUAGUUGUUAGUUUUGUGCCUUUGGUAUUGUUUUAGGACCUGGUGUAAAGUGUUUUUGUAUUAUUGACUUCUUUGUACUUCUUGUACUUGAACUCUCAUUUCAAUAAAAAUAGUUGCCCAAGAAUCACAUCAUCCAUUUAAGUUUUUUUUUUUUUUUUUUCACAGCCAGUAUCCGGUCCAUUGGAUUGCCUAA